AUGGAAGUUAACUUAAAUUUUUUUGAACAAAGAAAUAACAGGAAAGAUAUUAUCGUAAACUAUGAAAAAUGGUUGAAGAUUAUAGAACGAAUGCCUAACAAAAAGAUGCAUCACCUUAUCACAACCAACAACUUUGAAUAUAUGACAAAUUCUCAAAGUAUCAAUAUCGGUAACAAUUUAAAAAAUAGAAUAUCCAUAGCAAACUUAACAUUAGAUAAAGUACACGUUGGAAGGUUUUUGUUGUGUCGAGUGAUAAACAGAUGUGCAAAGUUGGGCCCUCUCUUUACCCUUAUAGAAGAUCCUGAGGGCGAGAUUGAACGAAUUGCUUUAUAUAAUUGGGUCGAACACACCGCUCUUCCCGUCAAAGUUCGGGAAAAAGUACUUUCCAUUAAUCAAGUUUCAAAGUUUCUACCUAUAGGAACUAAACUUGCAAUCAAGAAUCCGUAUUAUCAAGUUGCCUCUAGUUUUGAUACCUUAAUUAAUAUAGAAGGUCCUAGAAUUAACACCGAUUUUGACUCGCUCAUUCGCUCAGAUGUCCCUGAUGACGUCAUUAUAAUCGAUCAAGAUGAUGAGCGGUUUAAUAAAAUAAAGUGGUCCAAUGAUCUGGGGAAAGGGAUGAAUGUCAAUGAAAAGGAUAAAGUAUAUAAAGUAUCAGUUGAUGAUGAGAAGAGGAUCGGGACACCAGAUGAAUGCCACCAGAAAGGGAAUAAAUAUUUUAUUUCAAACGAUUUCGCCCAAGCUGUUGACGAAUAUUCGACUGGUAUCAGGCAUGGGCUACAUAACGCCACUUUGCUUGCCAACCGCGCAGAGGCAUAUUUGAGGUUGGAUCGAUUUAAAAAAGCUCUCAAUGAUGUAGAGAAAAUCCUCAAGCGUGAUCCCGGUCAUAUGAAAGCAGCUAUUCGUAAAGGCAAAGCUUUAAUUGGUCUUAAAAGUUAUCAAGAAUCCAUAAUCACACUUAAAGAUUUAAAUUUAAGGAUGCAAACAAAAACUGAAUGUGAUGAUAAUUUAAUCACUUCCAUUAAGCAAAGCGUUAAAGAAUUGUUAAAACGUGCGGAAAUGUUUGAUUCUGAAAACCGGUAUGGACGUUAUGAUUACAAAAGUAUCAUUGAUGAGUAUUGCGAAAAGAUUGUAAUUAAUCAAGACAAUGAUGAUUGGGCCUGCGGAAAAGGGCCAAGAUUGGACCAUGCAGAAUACUUGAUUGAUGAUAUCGAGAUUCGUCAUGUGAAAAAAAAAGGGAGAGGUUGGGUUGCUAAGCGGGACAUACCUGAAGGUACUCUUGUGAUGGUUUCCAAGGCAUUCAAAGUGGUAUAUGGUAAUGAAGCUCCUUUAAGUUUUAGAAGUAUUGAUUUUACUCGUGGAUACGAAGUCAUGAAUACGGCAACGCAUUUAGAAUUAUCGACCCGCAUUGCUCGGGAACUCAUAGCAGAACCGGAACUUUGCCAGGAAGUGUAUCAACUUUAUGCCGGCCCAGAAAUGGUUCCUAUGGAAUAUCUCGACGAAAAAUCGUUACAUUCGGUGAAUAUGAAAAGAAUCGAAAAAAUUGUUAAAUACAAUUUUUUCGAACCGAGGGAUGAAUGGGAUAUUUUAUAUUAUUCCGGAAACGAUAGUCGAUUAACCAAAGAUUACGGAGCGGGGUUAUGGAUCUUACCAUCUUAUUUCAACCACUCAUGUGUUGAUAUAAAUAUUCAACAUAUUAUUAUUGGAGACAUGAUGAUUUUGAGAAGUUGUCGACCCAUUUUGAAAGACGAGGAGCUAAUUUUAACAUAUUGUUCACCGGCGCAAUUUUAUGAAGAGCGAUCUACUCGACUGAAGUCAUAUGGUAUAAAUUGUCAAUGUCGACUUUGUGAAUUUGAAAGAGUCGAAUCAUUUAGAACUAAAGUUCGACGUAUCGAACUCUUUGCAACUUAUGAAAAAUGUCUCGGUCCUCAAUUGCGAUUAUCAUUUCAUAGCCCUUAUUUUGAUCCUUCUCUAAUCAAUGAAUUAAAUGACUUGAUCGCUGAAUCAAACGAGCUACGAAAAGAUCUUCCAGAUCUAAAUUUUCUGGCAUACGAACCAAAGUCAGAUUUGGCAAUGGCCUACGUUAAAAUCGGUAAACUCCGACAAUCUCUUCCUAUUACGAAGCAAGUAUACAAUUUUUUGAAAACUGCACAAUUGUUACAUUUAACUAGCAAUGCCGCAUAUCAAGUUGCAUCUCGCUACGCUAGACUCGGACAAAUGAAAGAAGCUAAUGAAUGGUUUGAUGUAACACUGAAAGAAUUGGCAGAACCUAUAAGAGGAAAAUUCAAUGAAGAUGAAAUCCAAUGGAGAGAAGAGGCGUUGCAUUUGGCAAAAAAACUGGCACCGAAAAUGAUCGAAGGUGCAAGGAAUAAAGGACUUGUAUAA
Messenger RNA from Funneliformis geosporum, 2382 nucleotides. Lineage: Eukaryota; Fungi; Glomeromycota; Glomeromycetes; Glomerales; Glomeraceae. The record is from the annotation of a GenBank genome assembly.